Colossoma macropomum (tambaqui) is the source of this 2149-nucleotide messenger RNA. RefSeq names its product steroid 21-hydroxylase (gene cyp21a2). Lineage: Eukaryota; Metazoa; Chordata; Actinopteri; Characiformes; Serrasalmidae. The record is from RefSeq and is a predicted model, not a curated record. Gene Ontology annotation, molecular function: iron ion binding; heme binding; steroid 17-alpha-monooxygenase activity. Gene Ontology annotation, biological process: progesterone metabolic process; hormone biosynthetic process.
UGGGACAGACGAGGGGGGAGGUGAUAAAAGGACGAGGUGGGUUUAGGCUGCGGGCACAGUAUAGAGGAGUGUCUGAGCAUGUUUGUGUCGGUGCUGACCACGGGAGCGGCCGCUCUGCUCUUCAUUGUGUGGAAGCUAAUUGUCCAUCUUUCAGCACAGCGUCACAGACAAAUACGCCCAGAUGGAGGUCAGUCUAAAGCGACUGUGCCAAAACCUCCCCACUCCCUCUCUGGUCUGCUCCCUCGCUCUCUCUCUCCCUGUCUCCCCGGACCCCCCGCUCUCCCCCUGCUGGGAAACAUGCUGGACUUGACCCGAGACCACCUGCCCAUACACCUCACCACACUGGCCCGUCGCUAUGGAAACGUCUACCGCCUCCACUGCGGCAGCACUACCAUGGUGAUCCUAAACAGCAGUGAGGUCAUUCGUGAGGCCCUGGUCAAAAAGUGGUCAGACUUUGCAGGAAGACCACCUUCAUACACGGGUGAUAAGGUCACAGGUGGUGGGUGGAGCAUCUCUCUGGGUGAUUACAGUGAAGGAUGGAAGGCCCAUCGGCGGAUUGCCCAUAGUGCUUUGCAGCGCUGCAUUGCUGAGUCCCUGCAUUCUGUUAUAGAAAAGCAAGCGCUGCACCUCAAACAGGUGCUGCUGGACUACAGGGAGAAGCCUGUGGAUCUGUCUGAAGACUUUACUGUAGCAGCCAGUAACAUCAUCACUACUCUAGCAUUCGGAAAAUCAUAUGAGAAAAGUUCUGCAGAGCUGCAGAACCUGCACGGCUGUCUGAAUGAAAUCGUUUCUCUGUGGGGUUCUCCAUGGAUCUCAGCGCUGGACUCCUUCCCUCUGCUCAGAAGGUUGCCAAAUCUUCCUUUUUCCCGUCUUAUGAAAGAGGUAGCUAGACGGGACGAGCUAAUUAGAGGCCAUCUGGAUGAGUUUAAGCAGAAAGGUGGCGGUAAAGAAGGCGGGACCCUCACAGCCUCGCUUCUACAGCACCUCGACACAGCGGAGGAAACAGCACAGAAGAUAACUCUGACGGACACUCAGAUGCACAUGACCACAGUGGACCUGCUGAUAGGAGGAACAGAGACCACCGCAGCCUGGCUCAGCUGGACCGUGGCCUUCCUCUUACACAGACCAGAGGUUCAGACUGCGGUCUAUGAGGAGCUGUGCAGUGUGUUAAAGGGACAGUAUCCUCAGUACAGUGACAGACACAGGCUGCCGUAUCUGUGUGCCCUGAUUAAUGAGAUGCUGAGACUGAGGCCCGUCGCUCCACUCGCCGUCCCACACAAAGCCAAACAAGACAGCAGCAUUGCAGGAUAUUUCAUCCCCAAGAACACAGUCAUCAUCCCAAAUUUAUUCGGGGCCCAUCACGACCCGGAGGUGUGGACUGACCCGUACAGCUUCAGACCCGAGCGCUUUUUGGAGGGGGGUGGGGGUUCCCUGCGGGCGCUGAUGCCGUUCGGAGGGGGCGCUCGGCUGUGCCUCGGAGAAUCCAUAGCCAAAAUGGAGCUGUUCCUGUUCACGGCGUACCUGCUGCAAGCCUUCCAGUUCCUCCCUGAAAGCCCAGAGGAGCUUCCUGACCUGAGGGGUGUGGCCACGGUGGUCCUGAAGGCCAGACCAUACAGAGUCAUCGUCCGGCCCAGAGCACAAUAAACAGCAACUAUUAACCUACACUCUUACAAAAGAUGAUUCUUCAAGGGAUCUUGGGUAAAGACAACGGUUCUAUAUAGAACCAUGAACACUCGAAGAAGUGGCUCUUUGCAUGGUGAAAUGGUUCUUCAGAUUGAUGAAGAAUGUGUUGUAUAUGGUUCUAUAUGGCACCAAAAAGGGUUCUGCUAUUAUUAGGAUGUCAGACUUGUGACAAUAAAAGAACCCUUUUUGGUGCUACAUAGAACCAUUUUCAAAAAGGUUCUAUAUAGGUUCUGUGUAAAACAUCACAGAACCCUUUCACCAUGCAAAGAACCCUCUAAGCAUGCAAAUGGUUCUUUGUGUGUUCAUGGUUUUAUAUAGGACCAUUUUCUUUACUAAAGAACCCUUUAAAAACCAUCUGGUGUAUUUACGCACAAAUAAGUAAUUAUUAAUGGCAUUUUUUAUCAUUUAAAAGCAUUUACUGUAAUGUAAGCUUGAAUAAAGAGCUCCUUUUUAUCUUUUGUCCACA